Molecule: messenger RNA, 8669 nt
Organism: Varroa destructor (honeybee mite)
Lineage: Eukaryota; Metazoa; Arthropoda; Arachnida; Mesostigmata; Varroidae
Gene: C3G
Product: C3G guanyl-nucleotide exchange factor
Biological process (GO): Ras protein signal transduction
Cellular component (GO): plasma membrane
Molecular function (GO): guanyl-nucleotide exchange factor activity
Source: RefSeq, a predicted model, not a curated record
AAAACCCAAAUCGCCACACCUUGUUUCUCCGAUUCCCGUUGUUGCUUAUGGCGACCUGACUCGUUAUUGCGGCCGUGGUAAGGUUCUACUCUGUUCCCCAUAGGAGUGUAGUCUGCUUCCUAUGCACACAAUAAGCAGCGCCGGCUGCGGUUGUAUUUUUUCUGCUGCUACUUCUACUGCUUCUAUUAGAAUGACUGGCAACGCAUCUUUCAAAGCCGGAUGUCGUCACUCCCAAGUGGAAAGAGAAACAGUGCUGUUUUCGAGUUAUACUAACGCGGGCAUACACAGCCAGGAAUACUAGAGAUCAUCGUCGGGCCCAUAGAUUGUUGUUCGUAGUCCCUCCGAGACAAACGAUCAUCGCGGUAGUCGGCUUCGUGUGGUUGCCUCAAUUCCCCUCGUGAUAAUAUUGCAUUAGCGCCAGUCUGGCCAACUAGACGAUUCACGGCAAGAUACGCUCACGCUCUUAGGAGCAAAACCACGAGAACGUCACCAAAUGUUGUUACUUUUGUGGUUACCUUCUGGUGACUUUGGCGGUUAGAAACAAAUAACCGUUUUCAAGUAAUCUGACUAGCUAAUAUGCAUUAAUCAGACGAUUGGAUAACGAGCUGGAACUGAUGUACAGCACAUGUCCUGACAGUGGCAGUCCAAUAAAAUGGUGGCGACCGCUAUUCUAGCAACGCCUAGGAACCGCCUAGGCUUUAUUGGUUGGUCCGACAGAAGAGGUGUAAGUCUCUUGAUCGUCACGACAGGGAUUCUCAGUUCGGUUAAAUGGGAGCGAGCGUGGAAAGGCGGAGGCCGGCUUGCGCGGCGAGCCCGGUCCUUCAAACAGGAACUUGUCGGGAGGAUCAACCAGCUGCGCAGUCCAGGUAACCUCCGACACCAGCCUCCAGCAUUAGGCCACAAUUCUAGUAAGGACGGUUCGGGACACCAUUUAGGCGACGGCGCAUACGCUGGAGAUUCUGGACACUUGCAUCGUCUCACCGACUCUUCUAUCGAAGAACAACCUCAUUACGAUGCUGCACAAAAGGAGGCAGCAUCGAUAUCUCGUGAUCUUCGGGAUGUCCAAAAUGCUUGCGGCUACUUCAAGGAUUGUGUGGCCAAAGGUAUACUGGACAUGGUACCGGGAAGUGCAUCAGUAGUACUCGAAACCGUAAUACACUUACUAACGUUACUCAAAAAAAAGAACUUUGCAAGCGAUGACAGUUCGGUGUUACAAUCACGCACGAAUCGAGUGCACGGUUGCUUGUCUGAGCUGCUUGAAUGGGCCGACAAUGUGAUGCUGCGCAGGGAGGAAGCCUCUCUUUUAGCAGCCCAAAAGAUCAUUCUUUCUCUUCAGGGGGCGUUAUCAGCUCUUGUAGAGUAUUAUGGCACUAAAGACUGCAACAAUGGGAGAGCUUCUGGCGCUGGUGCAGUUGGUACUGCGCGUAAGCUCACUUCGAGACCCGCAACGGCCAACGGGCUCUGUCACAGCAAAAGUGAAUGUGCUAACAUUUCAGUAAACUCCCUCCCGGAUAUCCCAUUGACCCCCCGUGAACGCGAAAUUCUCUCUUCAACCCCUGGUGCCGGUCCUCACGGAAUGUCUUCCUCAACGGACGAUAUUCUAACCCCACCACCGAAACCACCAUUGCCAUUUGCAUCGCUGGACUCGAUCGACUCAACUGUUCCACCACUUCCGCCAAAAAAGCGAUCCACUUCAAAGGCGUUUCUUGAAGCGCCAUCAUUUUCCUCAUCAUUUAACGAUUGGCUUUCACCACUUUCAUCACCAUUGUCGCAAUCACGAGCAUCUAGCGUCGAUUGCAUAGACCGCUCGGAAGAUGACCUUUGGAGUAGCCUACCAAACAGUUUUGGCGAGAUGGGAUCGCACAAUCCAAAUUUGAGCUUUACAUUUAGCUCUGUUCAGACGACGAUGGUGAAAAAGUCUUCGACGACGACCAAGAUGUGUAGAAGCGAUUCGAUUGAACAUCUGAUCUCUCAAGAACUCAACGAAAGUGGUGCCUCGUUCUCAACGGUCACUACUUUGCAGAAUGGUCAGACACAAACUAAAAACUCACUUACAACUUAUAACAGGACGGACCAAUUGGAGGACAUUCCUCCCGCACUACCGGCGAAACAGAGACGUACGCCGGGCGAAAGUCCAGCCGCGGUCGGUGGUCGGCUCCCACGAGUACCCUCGCAGUAUGACAAUGUCUUACCGCCACUAACGAACGAAGUAGCCGAUGAAAUCACUAGAAAACUAGAACGAGUGCAACUCAGAAAUAAUCCCCGUCAAACAUCGUCGAUGUCCCAACCAUUAAGUGAAGUGCCACCUCCACUGCCACCGAAACGGCGAACCAUUCAGGCAUAUAUGCAGACAUUUGGGCCGAUACCAGUUCCAUCGGAAGGAACGCUCAAUGUCGUGAUACCAGCUGGCAAACAAAUGAUGUCGCGGGUCGAGCGUAUGGAAAUAUUCUGGGAUGGAUCACUUGCUGGUCAACGGCCAAAAGAGGAACAAUUUGAGCAGGGAUCACCGCCAGCACUUCCACCGAAACGGCGGCUAGAUAAGGAAAACCCAUCCGGUACAUCAACACCAUUACCAUCUGUCAUUUGUACAUCAACUAACAGUUUAUCUCCACUGUCGUCUAGUACUGCAGGCCUAAUCAUCGAAGAGACUGCAAGCAUACCGAACACGACAGCUACGCCACUUGAUAGUCACGUGAACGACUCAGAGAAUUGCGGGAGUGUCAGUGGGGUCCCUGUUGUCGUCGAGGUCGAGUGUCCCCACAAAGAAGAGGAUAGCGGCGUUGUGGAUAACAGUGCGCCUAACUCUAAGGAAAAUACUCCUCCGUCGAGCCUUGCUACAACUCUCCAGGAAUCGUCUUUGUUAGGCUCGACGGUGUCAGGUCCUGUGGCUAGUGGCGGCAGCGGCUCUGGCGUUAGCGGGCCAGUAAGUGUUGACAUUAUGGAAUGCAUUGAAGUUGAGCCAUUCCUUGUGUUUUCCGACUCCAAGGAUGACGUCCUUCGUGGCCUCAAAGGGGGCCCGCCGGACGCAUUACUUGUCUAUGCCACCAAGACUACUGAUGACAAAGGCCGGGACUUUGUAGUGCAAGAGACUUUCCUCACGACCUAUCGUUCGUUCAUCCCUGCCCAGACUUUGGUCGAAAAACUCAUCUCGAGGUACGACUGCCUCAUCCAGUUCAGUAGCGAUCCGGUGCGUUUGAAGUACGCGCGCAACUCGUUUAGUCUCCUGGUCCGUGUAGUGGAUGACCUCUGUUUGAGUGAUGCUACUGACGAGCUGCUUAUCGCGCUCACACACUUUACGCACACGUUACUGCUGCGUGGAGAUCUUAGUCUGGCAAGGGCGUUACGUCAGAAAGUCGUGGAGAAGCAUAGUGCUCGACAACGUGCGCAGGAGUGCGUCCUUUACGCGAAUCUAAAGGGUGUAGUCCUCUCUCGAGGUAACACACUACUUUCGUUCAAAUCGGAGGCCCUGGCGCAGCAGAUGACCUUACUCGACAACGAGCUGUUCCAGAAGAUCGACAUCCCCGAGGUACUUAUCUGGGCAAAACAGCAAAAUGAAGAGCGCAGCCCAAACCUGACCCGUUUCACCGAACACUUCAAUAAUAUGAGCUAUUGGGCUCGUAGUUGCGUUCUUCAGCAGACCGAUCAGCGAGAACGUGAGAGGUGUGUAAUAAAGUUCCUGAAGAUGAUGAAGGCGCUCCGACGGUUGAACAACUUUAACUCCUACUUGGCGUUGCUGUCAGCUCUGGACUCCGCACCUUUGAGACGUCUGGACUGGCAGAGGGCCAUAGUCGAGGGGCUGAGAGAGUUCUCCGUGCUCAUCGACUCUAGCUCGUCUUUCCGAGCCUACCGACAGGCUGUUGCUGAAACACAGCCUCCCUGUAUACCCUAUAUUGGCCUGAUUCUUCAAGACCUUACAUUUGUCCAUGUGGGCAACACCGACUACAUCGAAUCGAACGGAACGCAGAUCAUAAACUUCUUCAAGUGCUGGCAACAAUACAAUAUUCUCGAACCUAUGAGGAAGUUCAAGAAGAAGCCGUAUAAUAUUCGGCGUAACGACGAAAUUAUUGAUUUCUUUAAUAACUUCGAAGACUAUCUGUCCGAGGAAGCUAUGUGGCAAAUUUCGGAGACAAUCAAACCUCGAGGCAAGAAGUAACCGAUCAUUGAAACCCGUCCACCUCUGAAAACCCGUGCGUCGUCUGGACAAAGUGACAAGUAUGUGUGAUUAAGUUUCAGCGAAACGCAUCGCGUGACUCAUAUCUACAUGUAUACCCGAUAUCUACAUGUAUACCCGUAUGGCUAGUUGUCCUACUGCAAAGUUCGAUAUACGUCGACAAGAAACUGCCGAACUGAGAAAACGGCUUUGAGAUGAUGAUCACGGAAAAGUAUACGAUUCUGAACAGUCAGAUCUGAUACGCGUACGUUUGUGCGGUGCAAGACCUUCUCUCGAGAAGAACGAGGUGCGAAAGUUGUCGGAACAAGUGAUAACGAGGGCCGCCACCACCAUACUGUCAAAACAUAAUGUAAUACAACAAAAAAAAACAAGUAUUAUUACUACUACAAACAAACAAAACCAGAAUAUAACGCGAAUCAGAGACAAAACGAGAAAAUCUAAGGGAAACGACCUACAUACAUACACCGACACCUAUUUAUAUAGGCAAUAUAAUCUAAACAUAUGAGGCUCAGCCCACGCCUACAAUACGCAUUAUAUAUAUAUAUAUAUAUAUAUAUAUUUCAGUACAGAAUAAUCUAGACAAAAAGGGGAGUUGAAAGAGGGAAAAGAAAAGAGAGAAGGAAAAGAAGAAUAUAGGGGGCUGGAGGUGGCCAGAGCUACUCUAUAUAUUUUGUUAGCAGCAGGCCGGUAAGGUGCGGUGCUAGAGGCCACAUAAGCUAAUUAUAUAUACACACGUAAGACUAUAUAUAUAGUGUACGAGGAUAACAGAGAGAGAGCGUUAUUGCUAUUAAUACUACUAAACCGAUCGCACUAUCCGUACUACUAAAGACCGUAACAUACUAAGGCACGUGGUCGCAUGCGGCACUCACAUUGAAAUGGUGAAAAUAUGCUGCUGAUAGUGACGAACAGAAAUAGAUAAUGAUAGAGACAAGGGGACGUGCAUGUAAGUGAUUAUAUUUAGCCUAAUUAAAAGGCGAUAAAGUCGAAUAGGUCGGUUGUUUGGGCGUUGUCCCUAAGUUUGUUUAGCAGCUUUGCUAGCACGGAUCGCCUCGUCAAUGAUGAUAUGUGUAUCCUUGUGGUGAUAGUUGGCGCUGCAGCUUUACUGUGCUUCAUUUCUGCUGCUGCUGUUUUCUGUUGACUGCGUGGCCCUUGAAAGAGGCUCGCUUAAUUGGUAGUGUGAAUUGACAAAGAAUAUUGCGGCGUUGCAUUUCGACGGUAAUAGAAAAAUAGUACAGCGUCGCAUCGGUGAACUAAGCCUACGCAGCAAAGGUCAGCUGGAGUAGGUCAAUUUGUUCAGAUUUUAGCGUUAUUUUGUAAAACGACAAAAAUCAUUUUAUUUGGCAUGGCACAAGCAUUGUAUUUGGCGGAAUUCGUAUCUGUUCCCACGUUUAAGUUAAUCAAGUUUCAUGAUCUCGUGCAAUAAGAUAAACUAAUGAAUGCCCAUAUUAUUAACGUCAUCAGUAUCAUACAUCUUGCAGAAAAUUGCAUAAAAGGCCAAAAGAUAAUUGUCACCUCAGUAAUGACAGAAUUGACAUUAUUAUGUAAAACAAUUUAACUCCACCUGUCUAUUGAGCAAACUUAGUUUAGGUUCAUUUUUAGAGAUUAAAAAUGUAACAUGUGCGUGUUAUUUUACCAACAAACUUGUCUACUACACAAACGACUGAAUGCAUGUAAGUUUUUAUCACGUUCCCUUUUUAGUUUAGUUAGUUUAUUACUACCACUAAUGAUCAAACCUGACGUGAGCUUUGUUUUUCGCGAACGUUUUUACCGUCUUUAAUUGACUGCUAUACAGUCGAGGCGAGGACUAGACGAGGCCCUUUCGGCGUCGUAGGUGGGUCCUGCCAAAACCGUCGCCCCUGUUCUAAGGGGACGAAGCUUUAGCGUGUAAUUAAUAGGCAAAGCACUUAUUGGCUGAGUCUUUGAGUAGACAGAUUAUGACGAAUGAGGCGUUUCGUCGGAAUCUACUGGCGGACCUGACAGAGUCGCGGAUUGGAAUAAGAACAAAAAAAGCCGGCCUAUUGCAAAAACAUGUAUCAUUGUUGCCCAACAAUGCCGCCGACACAGUCAGGUACACUCAUAUGGUCCGGUAGCCGGAGGUAUCGCUGUGCCUGUUUGCAGUGCAAUCUGUGCUUAUUUUCGAUGAUAAUGUACUGCUAUAGUAACACUAAUCAACACAAUACAAGACUAAUUUAGUAAUGUACAAAAGCACAGACGCCACGUACACGUACAUGUACGCACACAUGACUCCUCAGAACAUUACGUUCACAGUACGACUAACGCAGGUGAUGAAUUAGAGGAAGGGACAGCGCGGAAGCGAUCUACGAACGAUGUUCACUGGCCAAAUUUUGCUACUUGUACAUCGUUCUAGGAGAGGCCUCGAGGCACCGGCUAGCGAAUGAAGAACUAUUACGGUAGCAUUAUAUUAUUGUUAUUAGCAUGAUUCUUAUUGAGCGUAGGCCGUUUUCGUUAUGCGCAGCGCAGUGUAUGCAUGCGUAUGAUCUAUGAGCGGCAAUUUAGUCAGAGGCGAAAUGGCGAACUAAAUUGUGCGUCAAUCUGUUGUGAAAACGAGACAGGUAGGGUCGUUCGUAUGUUAGAGCGCUUCCGCAUGCUCAAGUAUGCUGGAAAGCGUCUGCAUAACGUAUGUAUGGGCUUGUGAACGUGUGCUGUUCUCGGUGCGAAUACGCAGGUGUCAUACGUGACAGCCCCGGAUGCUUGCCCGUGUCUCUUCUUAACAUUUUCCGAGUAUUGUUAUUGAAAUACGGUUCUAAUUGUGGCUUUGUUUUGGUUGUUGUUGUUGCAAUAAAAACUGUUGUCCUUUGUAAUUAUUAUCACAUGUUUAAAGCUACCCACAAGUGUUAGACUCACCAAAGAAAGAGGCUUCAGUGUAACUGUGUUAACAAUUUCCAGUAGAACAACUUUAGACCGUCGUCACCCUCUCUGCCUUUACCAUUCUAGGAUCCACUACGUCAACUCAGGCAAUCGUGUGAUUACUACUAUUAGAACACCGACAAUGGCAACAACAGGUAUUUUUCCCGUAGCUUUCUGAAACUGGAGUUGUAAUCUAGCGCGUCGAAUGUAAUUUGUUUUCAACAAUAUUUAGAGACUAAUUACAUAACACAAGAGCUGCAGAAAGGACACGGAAACUCCGGGCGAAAGCAACGAUCUUAUACUUGCAUCGUACCAUAUGAAUAUAUAUUCGAAUACAUACCGCAAGAUCAAAUACCCAUACACACAUAUUACACGUAUAUCUACUCUAACCAUACAUACAGUGCAUACUAUAUAGAUACUAAUAGUUAUAUGAUCACAUGCUGGUCUAUCAUUGAGGUAUUUAUAUUCUACACAUUUAGGGCAGAAGUUUCGUACAACGAGAUGUUUAUCCUGUUCUUUUCUUCGGAAGGUAUUUGGUGGUACAGACGCCUCACGGUACAUGGCAUUUUGUUUUUGCCCCGUGUUGUGUUGUCAGCAGACGAAAAGUCACACGGCAAACUCAAUUCGAGUGCAAUGCCUCAACAUAACGGCUACACUUAGGAAGAAUAGAAAAACAGUAGUAGUGAUUACUAUUAUUACAGAUUACGCGAAUGGUGGUGAUAGAAAAAGAUUAGUUUCAUGCGCAAUGAGUUUGUAGCUUAUUGGGCCAUUAUGAAUGGCCCACAAGCCUUUGUAGGCGAUAAAAGCGCAUCAGACUUUAAUAUAUUUAACGCUAAUUAUUACAACUGUGAAUGUAAUAUAUAAACACACAGAGAAUCAUAUACGAUGCGAAUAAAGCUAUUCUAUUUUGGAAUGAUAGGCGGCCAUUCAAAAUAAUUAGUUUCUUAUUGUUCGGAAAAAAAUCGAGGAAAUUUAUUUCGACAAUUUGACGAGCCUUGACAAGAUGACUGAGCGUUAAAAAGAAAAAUUUAACGUUGCUUUUAUAUUUUACCAAUUGCAUCUAUACUUGCCGGCGAUUCACAAAUAGAUUUGAAUUUUUUUCUACUCCGUGUGGUACGUUUUUCAUGAAGUUGGAUUUUUCGAAAUAAUUCGGGUGUUUCGAAAUUGUUGCUUACUAAAUGUUCGUUUCGUUAGCAGAUGAAUUAAGCGUGAAUUUUAGAGUGACAAAUCUACACGAAGUUGUUUACUGCACAUUUAUACAAUCAAUACGUUGCUGCCGAUAAUGGAAGAGAUUUUGUCCGACAGACAAUUAUAACAGGGAGGAAUUAUUAGUCAAAGGAAUAACAAAUCGCUCUUUUCUACUGCGUGAGAACCAAAAUGCAACAAAAACGGCGAAAUAUGGCAAAUACAUGAAUCAUAUGCGAUACAUGACAGCCAGGAUGCAACAACUGAGGGUGAGACAUGACAAUGAGACACAACACAGAAAGUGACGUAAGUGCUAAUGAAUGAAUGUACUUAAAGGAAAAUCUCUAUGUAUCAAAGUAGGCUACCAUUGUACUUGUACCUUUGUGUAUAUAAAUAUAUAACUGAAGAACCGAUGAAAUAAAAUGCUAAAUUAAGAAUACUCCUA